AUGAAUCUUCCGGAAUCGGAUAGCGAAGAUGAACUACCUCCUGGUUGGGAGGAGAGGGUCACUGUGGAUGGCAGCGUUUUUUACGCCAAUCAUUUGACCAAAAACACCCAGUGGACUCACCCGAGAACUGGCAAGAAGAAGAGAGUUUCUGGAGACCUACCUUUUGGUUGGGAAAGAUGCAUCGACAAGAACACAGCAAAAGUUAUUUACGUAGACCAUGAAAACAGAAGAACAACUUAUACUGAUCCAAGGCUGGCAUUUGCUGUUGAAGAAAAGGAACAUGUGAACGACUACAGACAAAGAUUCGAUGCUUCCAGCACAGCAUUACAAGUUCUUCAUGGUAGAGACUUGAAUGGAAAGCUAGCCCUAGUGACUGGGGCUAAUGCAGGCAUAGGAUUUGAAACAGUCAGAUCACUUGCCAAACACGGCUGCACGGUUAUUUUCGCUUGCAGAAAUCUAGCUGCAGCCGAAGAAGCCAUCACGCAGAUCCGAGAUGAAAAAGCUGCCGCUGGGGAUAACUGCAUAGCUAUCCAUUUGGAUUUGACGUCGUUGUCUUCAGUAGUUCAGUUUGCUAAUACGGUGAAAAGCAAAUACGAUCGACUCGACAUGCUGAUUCUCAAUGCGGGAGUUUUCGGUCUGCCAUUCACCAAAACUCUGGAUGGUUUCGAGACGACUUUCCAAGUCAAUCACCUCUCUCACUUCUACCUGACCAUCCUGUUACGACCUCUGUUGGUCACUGGAUCAAGGGUCGUAUCGGUCUCUUCCGAAUCACACAGAUUCGCCAACCUCACCAUACAAAACAUAUCUCCUCAAACCUUGUCGCCGGACUCUGCUAGCAAAUAUUGGGACAUGAUGGCAUACAACAACUCGAAGCUUUGCAAUGUGCUGUUUGCCCGUCAGUUAGCCAAAAAUUUGCAGGACUGCGGCAUCUCGGUAUUCAGUUUGCACCCCGGCAACAUGGUGUCCACUCGUCUGGCGCGCAACUGGUGGCUGUACAGGGUGUUGUUCGCCGUCGUGCGACCGUUUACCAAGAGCUUACAGCAAGCAGCCAGCACUGUGGUGUAUUGCGCCACUGCUAUAGAAUUGGUCGGCGUCACAGGUGUUUACUUCAACAACUGCUACCAGUGCCAAGAGAGCGCUGUUGCCAAAGACGACGAAAUGGCCAAAAUUCUUUGGGACACUAGCGUCGAAAUGAUUAAGACCGUUUUAGGGAACAAUGCACCCGGAUUGGAUCAUGAAAACAAGAAAUCUUUGGAAGAAUGAAGACCUUCAACUGGAAGAAGAGA
This is a messenger RNA of Phaedon cochleariae (mustard beetle), 1286 nucleotides long. NCBI's taxonomy places the organism in Eukaryota, Metazoa, Arthropoda, Insecta, Coleoptera, Chrysomelidae. The record is from the annotation of a GenBank genome assembly.